Messenger RNA from Gracilinanus agilis (Agile Gracile Mouse Opossum), 3135 nucleotides. It is a transcript of the gene EPHA5, whose product is annotated as EPH receptor A5. The transcript is spliced from 18 exons. Gene Ontology annotation, cellular component: plasma membrane; neuron projection. Gene Ontology annotation, molecular function: transmembrane-ephrin receptor activity; ATP binding; protein binding. The record is from RefSeq and is a predicted model, not a curated record. Bases 1 to 3135 code for a protein of 1044 amino acids. Gene Ontology annotation, biological process: protein phosphorylation; axon guidance; cell surface receptor protein tyrosine kinase signaling pathway. Lineage: Eukaryota; Metazoa; Chordata; Mammalia; Didelphimorphia; Didelphidae.
AUGCGGGGCUCUGAGCCCCGGGCUGCGGGGCGGCGGCGGCGUCUCUCCAGCGGCUGCGGUGCGGUUGGCCAAGGCGGUGGUGGGAAUUGCAACUCCUCCUCGACCACAGUGUCUUUGGCCGGGUGCUGCUCUGCUCCCCGGCGAGCUCCGCUUUGGACUUGUCUCUUACUCUGUGCGGCACUCCGGACUCUUCUUGCCAGCCCGAGCAAUGAAGUGAAUUUACUAGACUCACGCACGGUAAUGGGGGACCUGGGAUGGAUUGCUUACCCAAAAAAUGGAUGGGAAGAGAUUGGAGAAGUGGAUGAGAAUUAUGCUCCAAUACACACCUAUCAAGUUUGCAAAGUUAUGGAACAGAGUCAGAAUAACUGGCUUCUGACAAGUUGGAUCUCUAAUGAAGGUGCUUCCAGAAUAUUCAUAGAACUCAAAUUUACUCUGAGAGACUGUAAUAGCCUUCCAGGAGGACUUGGGACCUGCAAGGAGACUUUUAAUAUGUAUUAUUUUGAAUCAGAUGAUGAAGAUGGGAGGAAUAUCAAGGAAAACCAGUAUAUCAAGAUAGAUACAAUUGCUGCAGAUGAAAGUUUUACUGAACUGGACCUUGGUGACCGAGUCAUGAAACUUAAUACAGAAGUCAGAGAUGUUGGGCCUCUGACCAAAAAAGGAUUUUAUCUUGCUUUCCAAGAUGUGGGUGCCUGUAUUGCUCUAGUAUCAGUCCGUGUGUACUACAAGAAGUGUCCUUCUGUGGUUCGAAACUUGGCCCUUUUUCCAGACACAAUCACUGGAGCAGAUUCUUCUCAAUUGCUAGAAGUAUCAGGCUCUUGUGUCAACCAUUCUGUGACUGAUGAACCACCCAAGAUGCAUUGCAGUGCAGAAGGGGAAUGGUUGGUUCCGAUUGGGAAAUGCAUGUGCAAAGCAGGGUAUGAGGAGAAAAAUGGCACCUGUCAAGUGUGCAAACCUGGAUUCUUCAAAGCUUCACCUCAGAGCCAGAGCUGCAGCAAGUGUCCACCUCACAGUUAUACUCAUGAAGAAGCUUCGACCUCUUGUCUCUGUGAAAAGGAUUAUUUCAGGAGGGAGUCUGACCCACCUACAAUGGCAUGUACAAGACCCCCCUCAGCUCCUCGGAAUGCCAUCUCAAAUGUUAACGAAACUAGUGUCUUUCUGGAAUGGAUUCCUCCUGCUGACACUGGUGGAAGGAAAGAUGUGUCAUAUUAUAUUGCAUGCAAGAAGUGCAACUCCCAUGCAGGUGUGUGUGAGGAGUGUGGAGGUCAUGUCAGGUACCUCCCCCGUCAAAUCGGCCUGAAAAACACCUCUGUCAUGAUGGUGGAUCUCCUCGCUCACACAAACUAUACCUUUGAGAUUGAGGCAGUGAAUGGAGUUUCCGACUUGAGCCCAGGAGCCCGGCAGUAUGUGUCUGUAAAUGUAACCACAAAUCAAGCAGCACCUUCUCCUGUCACUAAUGUGAAAAAAGGAAAGAUUGCCAAAAAUAGCAUCUCUUUGUCUUGGCAAGAACCAGAUCGACCCAAUGGAAUAAUCCUGGAGUAUGAAAUCAAAUAUUUUGAAAAGGAUCAAGAAACCAGCUACACAAUUAUCAAAUCUAAAGAAACAACUAUUACUGCUGAUGGCUUGAAACCAGCUUCAGUGUAUGUCUUCCAAAUCAGAGCGCGCACAGCAGCAGGCUAUGGUGUCUUCAGUCGAAGAUUUGAGUUUGAAACCAUCCCAGAAGCAUCUGGCAAGGUGUCAACUCCCCGGCCACUGUUUCAACUCCUCGAGUCCAGUACCAGCAAGGACCUCUCUCCAGGCCAGUGCACCCGCCAACCUGGAGAUUUCAGGGCCACUGGAGACUGUGUACAACCCAUUGGGGAAGGUUCCUGGGAUUCCCCUUCUGUACCCUCAGACCCAGCAGUUCAAGAAUUCAAUUGCUGUGAAUGUGGCUGUGACAGGGCUUCUUCCCUGUGCGCUGUUGCCCAUCCAAGCCUAAUAUGGAGGUGUGGCUACAGCAAAGCUAAACAAGACCCAGAAGAGGAAAAAAUGCAUUUUCACAAUGGGCACAUUAAACUACCAGGAGUAAGAACUUAUAUAGAUCCACAUACCUAUGAGGACCCUAAUCAAGCUGUCCAUGAAUUUGCCAAGGAGAUAGAAGCUUCAUGUAUUACCAUUGAAAGAGUUAUUGGAGCAGGUGAAUUUGGUGAAGUCUGCAGUGGACGUCUAAAAUUACCAGGAAAAAGAGAAUUCCCUGUGGCCAUCAAAACCCUAAAAGUGGGUUAUACUGAGAAACAACGGAGAGAUUUUCUUGGGGAAGCAAGUAUCAUGGGGCAGUUUGAUCAUCCUAAUAUCAUUCAUUUGGAAGGCGUUGUGACAAAAAGUAAACCUGUAAUGAUAGUGACAGAAUAUAUGGAGAAUGGCUCUUUAGAUACAUUUUUAAAGAAAAAUGAUGGACAAUUUACUGUCAUUCAGCUAGUAGGAAUGCUGAGGGGCAUUGCCUCUGGAAUGAAGUACCUUUCUGACAUGGGUUAUGUGCAUAGGGAUCUUGCAGCCAGAAACAUCUUAAUCAAUAGUAACCUGGUAUGCAAAGUGUCUGAUUUUGGACUUUCUAGAGUACUAGAAGAUGACCCUGAAGCAGCAUAUACCACACGGGGAGGAAAAAUCCCAAUCAGAUGGACUGCCCCUGAAGCCAUAGCUUUCCGCAAAUUCACCUCAGCCAGUGAUGUCUGGAGUUAUGGAAUUGUGAUGUGGGAAGUGGUUUCCUAUGGAGAGAGACCAUACUGGGAAAUGACCAAUCAGGAUGUAAUCAAAGCUGUUGAAGAAGGAUACCGUCUGCCAAGUCCCAUGGACUGCCCUGCUGCUCUUUACCAGUUAAUGCUGGAUUGCUGGCAGAAAGACCGAAACAGCAGACCCAAGUUUGAUGAAAUUGUCAGCAUGUUGGACAAGCUCAUCCGUAAUCCAAGCAGCUUAAAGACACUGGUUAAUGCAUCAAGCAGAGUGUCAAACUUGUUGGCAGAACAUGGUCCUCUAGGCACUGGGGCCUACAGAUCAGUAGGUGAAUGGCUGGAAGCCAUCAAAAUGGGACGGUAUACAGAGAUUUUCAUGGAAAAUGGAUACAGUUCAAUGGAUGCUGUGGCUCAGGUGACCUUGGAGUGA